ACUUGUGUCAGAUCUUCAUUCGUAUGUAGGUGAGAGACUUGGUCUGAUGGACCUCCUCUGUUAGAUCUGCGCACUUUAAGUAACCGUAUUGCCCCACAGAGCAGAGGAGCAGUGUAUUUCCAAGUCCCAUUGAAGUUUGUCAGAUUACUCCAACGUGCCUUUCUGACAGCUGACCAGUCAUAAAUACUGGUCAAUACCGUUCCCACUUCAUUAGCUUGCUCCACAACAGUUCGACAAUCUGAAAAUCAUGAUGGACUUGAAGGUGCUGGGAUGCGCAAUACUUUUUCCUUUCCAGAUUCUCGUGUGCGUACUGAAGGCGACCGUGCGUCUCCUGACGCGCCAGAAGCGCAGAGAUCUGACCGCUGAUGUGGUGCUCAUCACUGGAGGAGGAAGAGGGAUCGGCCGUCACCUGGCCAAAGAGUUUGCCAAGCAAGGAGCGAAAAAGGUUAUUUUGUGGGGACGUACUGAGAAAUGUCUUAAAGAAACAUGUGAAGAGAUCUCUAUGACUGGAACGGAGUGUUACUACUUCAUCUGUGACGUUGGAAAUCGAGAGGAGGUUUACCAGCAAGCCAAAGUGCUCAGGGAAAAGGUUGGGGACGUCACCAUUCUUGUGAAUAACGCAGCUGUCGUCCAUGGGAAAAGUCUUAUGGAUAGUGAUGAUGAUGCACUGUUGAAAACUCAACACAUAAAUACACUUGGGCAGUUCUGGACCACAAAAGCAUUUCUGCCUCGUAUGCUGGAACUGUGCAACGGCCACGUGGUCUGCAUUAACUCCAUUCUCUCCCUUUCCUCCAUCCCUGGAGCCAUCGACUACUGCACAUCCAAAGCCUCUUCUUAUGCUUUCAUGGAAAGCCUGACACUGGGCCUGCUCGACUGCCCUGGUGUGGGUUGCACCACAGUGUUACCCUUCCAUACUGAUACAGAGAUGUUUCAGGGCAUGAGAGUUAGGUUCCCUAAGCUGUUUCCUCCUCUGAAUCCUGAGACGGUGGCACAGCGAACUGUGGAUGCUGUGAGGACCAACACAGCUUUUGUUGUCCUGCCAUGGACAAUGCACUUUCUUGUUAUUCUUAAAAGUCUUCUGCCCCAGUCUGCCCUGGAAGAGAUCCACAGGUUUUCGGGAAGCUACACCUGCAUGAACACAUUCAAAGGGCGGACUUAAUGUCAGGAAAGCAUGAAUGCGAAAACUCCUCAAAGCAUUUUUUUCAUGCAAAGCAAGCACUAUGUUUGGGAGCAUCCAACAAGCCGUGGCUGCGUGGACCCAAUAAAGACUGUGAACGGAUCGCUGUACAAUGUAUCAAGAUGCCUUGUUUUCCCAAGCACUAUUAUGCCACAUGAGUCCUACGUGGAUUAAUUUGGAUUUGGCUUCACGAUACUGGAUCGCACACAGGCAUGUAGGUGAAAGCAUUCCUUGGAUAUUGUUAUAAAAACAAACUUUGGAGCACAGACUGUUAUAGUUAUGAAAGAAAUGAUUCUUCAGUUGGGGCUCUUGUAAGGUUGCCCUUGGUUUACUCUGUUUUAUAGAUAUCCACUGAUUUUUAAGAACAUUUUUGUAACGUAACACAAUGCGAUUUGGCUCCGCAACUUGUUUAAAGUGAUUCCAGUAUGUCUAUCUUCAUAUUAAAGUCAACUUUAAAUAAACAGUAUUUGAUGUUGAAAA
Molecule: messenger RNA, 1657 nt
Organism: Paramisgurnus dabryanus
Lineage: Eukaryota; Metazoa; Chordata; Actinopteri; Cypriniformes; Cobitidae
Gene: dhrs3a
Product: dehydrogenase/reductase (SDR family) member 3a
Biological process (GO): regulation of retinoic acid receptor signaling pathway; retinoid metabolic process
Cellular component (GO): lipid droplet
Molecular function (GO): all-trans-retinol dehydrogenase (NAD+) activity
Source: RefSeq, a predicted model, not a curated record